UCGCGUAACAGGUGGGAGGGGACAAAAAACAUCAUUCCGUGCUCACAGUCUCUGACUCUAGCUGAAUUUUAGACAGUUAUUCUGGUGUACGCGUGGCGACAUGAGCGGAAGAGUUGGAGAUCUGAGCGUGAAACAAGCCGAAGCUUUGGCCCAGUUUCGAGAAAAGGUUCAGGAUAUUCUGCCCCAGUGUCCAUCCCAGAGUGACCACUUUCUGCUCCGAUGGCUGAGAGCCAGGAAUUUCAAUCUACAGAAAGCCGAGGCCAUGCUGCGCAAGCAUGUGGAAUUUCGGAAAUACAUGAAAGUUGACACCAUCACUACGGAGUGGCAGGUGCCAGAGGUUAUAGAGAAGUAUCUGUCUGGUGGCAUGUGUGGCCAUGACCGUGAAGGGAGCCCGGUCUGGUAUGAUGUCGUCGGACCUAUGGACCCUAAGGGUCUGAUGCACUCAGCGUCUAAGCAGGACUUAGUCAAGUCUAAAGUCAGAGACUGCGAGAUUCUGCAGAAAGAGUGCGACUUACAGAGCGAACGGUUGGGUAGGAACAUUGAGUCUAUUACUAUGGUCUAUGACUGUGAAGGUCUGGGAAUGAAGCACUUAUAUAAACCUGCAAUAGAGACUUAUGGAGAGGUUCUCACUAUGUUUGAAGAUAACUAUCCAGAGGGACUCAAGAGGUUAUUUGUCAUUAAAGCACCCAAACUGUUUCCUGUGGCUUACAAUCUGGUGAAACAUUUUUUGAGUGAGGACACGCGCCGUAAAGUCAUCGUACUGGGGUCAAACUGGCAGGAGGUGUUAAAGAAAUACAUCGACCCUGAGGAGCUCCCAGCAUACUAUGGGGGCAAACUCACUGACCCUGAUGGUGACCCCAGAUGUAGGACCAGGAUUACAUUCGGAUCAGAGAUUCCCAGAACCUACUAUGUUCGAGACUCCAUUAAAGUGGACUAUGAUCAGUGUGUGACUAUUGGCCGGGGCUCAUCUCAUCAGGUGGAAUAUGAACUACUUGCUCCAAACUGUGCACUAAGAUGGCAGUUCUCCUGCGAUGGUGCCGAUGUAGGUUUUGGUGUCUAUUUGAAGAAGAAAAUAGGAGAGUGGAUGAAGGCCAGUGAUAUGAAGGAAAUUGUGCCAAAUCAGCGUUACAACGCUCACCUGGUUCCAGAGGACGGAUCCCUCACCUGCCCAGAGCCAGGAGUGUAUGUACUGCGAUUUGACAACACGUACAGCAUCUUCCAGUCCAAAACAGUCAGCUUCACAGUAGAGGUCCUCCUACCUAGUCAUGUCAACCAAUCAGAGCGUUAGCAGUGAUGGCAACAAGCAAGCAGCCAAUAAAUUGAGAUUAUAAAACUGUUUAGAAACCAUUUCUCUGAAUGCAGUAUAUCUGCUGUAGUUAAUAAAGGAAAAUACUAUAAUAAUGCGACUCUUGGGAAGAGGAGAGUGUGUAAUUGAACUGACCAAUCACUGCAUUAAAAUGGUGGGAUGAAAUGUAAGCUUCAGUGAUCGACAUCAAUGACUCGUCUAUCAACGUGUCUAGAUCCUGACUUCAGUGCCAGUGUGAUUCUUUACAUUUGCCAUAUAUUAAUGAAGUGUUGAUCAAGUGUAAUAACUGUGCUGCAAAUUACUAGACUGAAACUGUCUUGGUACACAUUAUAUGAGCUUAAACCUUGUCUGCCAUCUUUAUUAUUGCCUUGUAGGUAUUUUAUCUCUUUAAAUUAAAUUUUUUUGAUAAUAAAUUAGUUUAGAUAAUGAUCUCAGAUGAGUCUGCACACUUUUUAUCCUUUAUAAUGUAGUAAGAGGUUAAAUUAUUAUAUACUUUUAUGUUAUUGACGCACACAAAUCUGUGAACCUUUUGAAAUAUAUUGUUUACAAAGAGCAUUCGACUUGAUUCAGAUAAUGAUGUCGACAUGUCAUUUGGUGGUUUGCUGUUUUUAAUCUUUUUUUAUUAUUAUUUAACUUAAGAUUGCCUUUAAUUCCAAUUAAUGUUCUAAACGUUUGCUUAGCAAGGAGAUUUUUACCUCAGGUUCUUGUGUUUACAGUAACAGUGCCCGUAUUUGAUUCCAGCAACAUGCAUUUGUCCAUGUCUUUCUUUGAUGACCACAUUGUAUUUUGUCUGACUUUGAUUUUGUAACACUGAUGCAAUUCAUGAGUGAUAUUGUAUUGAUUUUUGAUUAAUUUACUAAUUAAGUAUAUAAAAUACAAUAGCAAAGAA
Messenger RNA from Megalobrama amblycephala (Wuchang bream), 2195 nucleotides. RefSeq names its product SEC14-like lipid binding 8 (gene sec14l8). Gene Ontology annotation, cellular component: cytoplasm. Lineage: Eukaryota; Metazoa; Chordata; Actinopteri; Cypriniformes; Xenocyprididae. The transcript has 12 exons. The record is from RefSeq and is a predicted model, not a curated record. Bases 101 to 1288 code for a protein of 395 amino acids.